Vigna angularis (adzuki bean) is the source of this 1925-nucleotide messenger RNA. Its product is annotated as membrane protein PM19L. Bases 1213 to 1695 code for a protein of 160 amino acids. The record is from RefSeq and is a predicted model, not a curated record. NCBI's taxonomy places the organism in Eukaryota, Viridiplantae, Streptophyta, Magnoliopsida, Fabales, Fabaceae. The transcript is spliced from 4 exons.
UUCUAACCCAUUUAUCUUGGUAAGUAACAAUGUAAGUUUGCUUGAACUCCCUAUGCUUGGGCUUGACCCUGUCAUUUUAAAAAACUGUAAAAUACUUUUUUUUUUCUCAAAAUAUUCAUUUCCGCGCAUGGUUAAAAGGGUCUGAACGAACUUUUAAGAAAUAUUGAUAAAAGUAAUUUUUUUGGAGUGCUCUCUUAUAAAGAAGAAUGAAGCAUACCUCAAUAAUAUCCUGAACGUUAGAGCUUUAAAGAUCGGCAUUAUGUUCUUUUGCGAAUCAAAGGUAAAAAUAUAUAAAACUACAGAAUUAACAGAACUCGAGGAUCAAGACGAACGAUCAAAAGAUCUCCGUAAAAGCUUCAUUUGUCUUUUGUACUUUAGAUUUAAUUUCAAAGUUAAAUUUAGUUAAUUUAAAAGAGACUUCAACUUGUAUCAUGUAAUAAAAUAAUGGAUGGCUUAGAAGAUAUUCGAAAACAGACCAUAUCAAUACCAACGUAUACAAACUUGAGUACUUUUUAUAAUUAAAUGUCUUUUGGACGCUGCUGAUGUUAUAAUAUAAUUUAUUGCUAUGAAAAUUAUGUUUAUAUGACCAUUAUAUAAUUUUCUCAUUGUAUAUUAAAUAGUAAAUGUACAUUUUUCAACUAAUUUUUCUGAUAUUUUUUUCUUGGGUUAGUAACAACUGUUUCAUAAAACCAAACAGGUAUUCUAGCUUAUAAAACGAAAUAAUAAAUACUUGGGCAUUAUUAUUAAAUUCAUUAGAAACAGUGUAAGAUUUUUUUAACUGGGAUUGGGGCCAGUGUUGUGAAUGAGAAGAGUGAAGGAGUGGAAAAGAAUAUGACUAGCCUCACAGAACAAACUACUGACAACUAUUAAGAUGUUGCCUGUUGAGAAGGUAUUACAGUUAAACAAACCAUAAAAGUAUGAGGCAAGUAUGAGGCAAGUAAGAAUCAGUCAUAUUUAGAUGUGAAGUGUGGCUAUGAAGCAUCAUCUUUACAGACCUGCAUGGAGCUUUUGAACUAACUAGCAGCCUUGUCAAGAAAAGAACCCAAACUUCUGUUUUAUCCAUUUCAGAUAUUUAUAGGAACUCUCAUUUGUACAAAACAUAUGCAUCUCCUGCUCCUUGGAUAGCCUUUCCUUCACUGCUUUUAAGGUUCCUUAAAUCCCAUAGCAUAACACUUUUCUUGUUCCCAGCACCCUUUUACUUAUCUAGAAAACAUGGCUAAUGAGCAAAUGAAGCCCAUUGCCACCCUUCUUUUGGUGUUGAACUUCUGCAUGUAUGCCGUAGUUUUGGGCAUUGGUGGAUGGGCAAUGAACAGAGCAAUAGAUCAUGGUUUUAUCAUAGGUCCAGAAUUAAAACUGCCAGCACACUUUUCACCCUUAUUCUUCCCAAUGGGAAAUGCUUCCACUGGAUUCUUUGUAACAUUUGCUUUGCUUGCUGGAGUGGUUGGUGCUGCAUCAGCAAUAUCAGGAAUCACUCAUAUCCGGUCGUGGACUGCUGAGAGCUUACCAUCUGCAGCUUCAGUUGCUACCAUGGCUUGGACUCUUACACUCUUGGCCAUGGGCUUUGCUUGGAAAGAGAUUGGACUUCGUGUAAGAAAUGCACGUCUGAAAACAAUGGAGUCUUUUAUAAUUAUACUUUCAGCUACACAGCUUUUCUACAUAUUUGCCAUUCAUAGUGCUGCUGCAUACAGAAGAUAAAACGGAAGGUUGAGGGAAUAUGGUGGUGGUGGUGGUUUUCUUUUUUCUUUUUUUUCCUUUUUUUGCUAUGAAGGCUUGUAUUGGUGUGCUUGUAUUUUUCUCUUCCAUUUCUUUCUUUUUCUGCUCAAAGGAAAAUUAGCAUCAGAGUGUGGUUUGAAUGAUUGGAAUUGUAUGAAUCAAUAAUACAUCAUUUACAAGAGCAAUAAAGGAGAACAUGCUCCCUUUUAAGU